AUGGAGGAGCUAGCGGAGGGACAUGUCACUAUUGGGACGGAGGGGGUGACGGAGGGACUGGUGGCUAUUGGAAUGGAGGGACUGGCAGCUAUUGAGAUACCUGAGGAUGUGGAUAGAAUACCUGAGGAGGAGAGGGUGCCGGAGGUGGAGGUGGUACUCGAGAUGACGUCACCCGAGGCAGAAGGGACACCCGAGGAGGGUACCAGAGGUGGAGGUGGUACCCGUGCAGGGGAUACUCGAGGAUGCCGAGGGGGCACUGGAGGAGGAGAGGUAACUGGAGGUGGAGGUGGUACCCGAGAAGACGCCAGACUUGCCGGACGUGGUCUUUGUUUUGGAGGAGGUGGUCACGAUAGCGGGCGAGAGGGUUGUCCCAAUGGCUGGGGAGAUGGAGAUUCCCGAGACGCAUGA
Molecule: messenger RNA, 408 nt
Organism: Olea europaea var. sylvestris
Lineage: Eukaryota; Viridiplantae; Streptophyta; Magnoliopsida; Lamiales; Oleaceae
Product: glycine-rich RNA-binding protein 8-like
Exons: 3
Coding region: 1-408 (135 amino acids)
Source: RefSeq, a predicted model, not a curated record